AUGGUUUUGUUCGCGUUCUUGGCCUUGGGCCUGAUCUUCACCUUUCACUCUGCCAGAGCGGAAUCACCGGUCCAGUACAUUGGGACGUUCCCAGAUACUGAUGAAUACCCUCUCCCGAUCCAGGGCAACCUAGAAGCUCAUGAUCCUAAUAUCAUAGUGUAUGACAAUGCCUACUAUGCCUUUCAUGGUGGAAUUGGAGUGCCCUACUUUAGGGCAACCAGCCUCAGCGGACCCUGGGAGAGUCGGGGCAAGGUGUUAAAGGAACCCAGCAUCAUCAAGAAAGGGGCACGAAAGCGCCCGUGGGCUCCCAGCGUGAUCGAAAAGAACGGUACCUUUUAUUGUUAUUAUGCUCUUACGAAGGGUGGUACUCGCCAAAGUGCCAUUGGGGUCGCAACGACGACGAAUAUAGACGAUGGUCCGUGGGAAGACCAUGGUGCUGUGGUAUCCACCGGUUCGUCUGGCCUCAAUUACGACGUGUUUCCGUAUACCGUUUCGAAUGCGAUCGACCCGGCCGUCAUGCAGGAUCCAGCAGACGGAAAGUUCUGGUUCACUUGGGGUAGUUACUGGACCAAUAUUUGGCAGGUCGCUCUGACGGACGACCUAUUAUCCGUUGAAAACCCGAAAUCACCGGAUGCGAGGAAUGUCGCGUAUGUGACUCUGGAUGGGAGAGACAAUGUUAUGUUGAAGCAAUAUCCCGUCGACUAUGAUCCACAGGGGAUCCGUCCGGUCGAAGGUUCUUUCAUGAGUUAUCGAGCACCCUAUUACUAUCUCUGGUUCAGCCACGGGAAGUGCUGCCAUUUCCCGGAGGGCCGCGUCCUCCCGCCAGGAGGAGACGAAUAUUCGAUCCGUGUGGGACGCGCCACCAAUAUCACAGGACCAUACGUCGAUAAGGACGGCAGGAAACUCACUGAGAACGGUGGAACCAUUGUAUACGGUUCCAACCACGGCGAUGUGUAUGCGCCAGGUGGGUUGGGUGUCUUGACGGCAAUAGGCACGGAUCAAGAUAUCCUAUAUUAUCAUUACUUAAAUAAAUCCAUCGGACUGGCUCACAAGGAUGCUCACUUGGGAUGGAACUACCUCGCGUACGAGGACGGCUGGCCGGUUGCUAAGUCUAGCUCUAAUACUUCCACCGAUCCUUCUGAAGAUGGAGACGACUCUAGAUAG
Paecilomyces variotii is the source of this 1164-nucleotide messenger RNA. RefSeq names its product glycosyl hydrolase. Gene Ontology annotation, biological process: carbohydrate metabolic process. The coding region runs from base 1 to 1164 and encodes 387 amino acids. Lineage: Eukaryota; Fungi; Ascomycota; Eurotiomycetes; Eurotiales; Thermoascaceae. The record is from RefSeq and is a predicted model, not a curated record. Gene Ontology annotation, molecular function: arabinan endo-1,5-alpha-L-arabinosidase activity. The transcript has 5 exons.